GGGGUUCGUGGGCUGAGAGUGCGUGAGCAGAGAAACAGCCCAAACCAAACCAACCAGCAACACCGACGACGCCUCUUACUCACUCUCUCUCUCAAUCAAUCAAGAAUCAAACACCCCCUCCCCUCUAUCUCUCUGAUAAUAAAGCGAGGAUCUCGAGGAGGGAGAUAUAGUCUGCGAUGGCCUCCAAGCGGAUCUUGAAGGAGCUCAAGGAUCUCCAGAGAGAUCCUCCCACCUCUUGCAGCGCUGGCCCAGUUGCCGAGGACAUGUUUCAUUGGCAAGCAACUAUAAUGGGACCCCCUGACAGUCCUUAUGCGGGUGGCGUGUUUCUUGUUACUAUCCACUUCCCACCAGAUUAUCCUUUCAAACCACCUAAGGUAGCUUUCAGGACUAAAGUGUUUCAUCCAAAUAUCAAUAGCAAUGGCAGUAUCUGCCUUGAUAUUUUAAAGGAGCAAUGGAGUCCUGCUCUUACUAUUUCCAAGGUUUUGUUGUCAAUCUGUUCCUUGUUGACGGACCCAAAUCCCGAUGAUCCUCUUGUACCAGAGAUAGCCCACAUGUACAAGACGGACAGGAGCAAGUAUGAGACAACGGCCCGAAGCUGGACCCAAAAGUAUGCCAUGGGUUAGGGCAAUGCAUCAGGAGGAUUUCCUUGCGCCUGUUUCUAUAGACAUGUGUACUUGUGGCCUGGGAUUUAUCAUUGUAUUGUAUGAAUGAAUGAAAGUAUGAUCUGUCUGUUGCAAGAUGGAUGGAUUUGGAUUCUCUGAAACUUUCCUCCUCGAAAGUUGAAAGACAACUAUGCUUUGUUUUUGUAUGUGGUUUGUCUUGAAAAAUGGAAUCAAGAAUGUUUCAAUGUUUUUUUA
Daucus carota subsp. sativus is the source of this 857-nucleotide messenger RNA. Its product is annotated as ubiquitin-conjugating enzyme E2-17 kDa. Lineage: Eukaryota; Viridiplantae; Streptophyta; Magnoliopsida; Apiales; Apiaceae. Gene Ontology annotation, biological process: ubiquitin-dependent protein catabolic process; protein polyubiquitination. The record is from RefSeq and is a predicted model, not a curated record. Bases 177 to 623 code for a protein of 148 amino acids. Gene Ontology annotation, cellular component: nucleus. The transcript is spliced from 5 exons.